Daucus carota subsp. sativus is the source of this 1441-nucleotide messenger RNA. RefSeq names its product tubby-like F-box protein 7. The transcript is spliced from 4 exons. Lineage: Eukaryota; Viridiplantae; Streptophyta; Magnoliopsida; Apiales; Apiaceae. The coding region runs from base 102 to 1277 and encodes 391 amino acids. The record is from RefSeq and is a predicted model, not a curated record.
ACAUGAAUUUAAUUAUUUAUUCACUCAACACCUUUCUCUCUCUCUAGAAAAAAUUGGGAUCACUUUCUUUACACACUCGUUCUCUCUCUAGAACAAACAACAUGUCGAUUUCUUCGUCGAAAAAAUCCUUCCUCUCGCGCCGGUCGUUCUCGUUGACGAUCUCCAAAUCGCUGCGCGAAUUCAGGUUCUCGCAGCCGGUGCAUAGCAGCAAUGAUCGCCGCGACGACGAUCGCCGGACCGGCGCCGAUCUGCCGGAAAGUUCGGAUCUUGAGGCGGCGAGUGGAGUUUCCUGGUCGACAAUGUUGCCGGAGCUGCUCGGAGAGAUUAUUCGGCGGUUGGAAGAUAGCGAGGAUCGCUGGCCGCAACGACGGAACGUCGUCGUUUUUGGUUGCGUUUGUAAGAGGUGGAGAGAGGUUACGAAGGAUAUUGUUACGACGCCCUUUCAAAGUGGCAAGAUUACUUUCCCUUCUUGUCUUAAGCAGCCUGCUCCCCGUGAACUUCCACUUCAAUGUCUAAUAAAAAGAAACAAGAAGAAUGGAAUAUUUUACCUUUCACUUGCCCUUACACCUUCAUUUACAGAUAAGGGUAAGUUUCUAUUGGCAGCACGUAGGUACAGGCAUGGAGCUAACACCGAGUACAUAAUAUCUCUUGAUGCUGAUGACCUAUCCCAAGGAAGCAAUGCAUAUGUUGGUAAAUUAAGUUCGGAUUUCCUUGGAACCAACUUUACUAUCUAUGAUAGCAAGCCUCCUCACAGUGGUGCAAAGCCAUCGAGCAGCAGAGGUGGCCGUCGUUUUGCAAGUAAGCAAAUAAGUCCCCAAGUUCCUGCAGGGAAUUUUGAAGUCGGCCAGAUCUCGUACAAGUUCAAUUUAUUGAAAUCAAGAGGACCUAGGAGGAUGAUAUGUUCACUCAAAUGCCCUUGUUCAGAUGGAACUGCAGCUCACAGACCUGAGGAUGAUUUCAGAAUAAAGGCGCCCGAUUCUGCUGCUUUUGGACAAACAGCUUUAAGAAAUAAAGCUCCAAGGUGGCAUGAACACUUGCAAUGCUGGUGCUUAAAUUUUCAUGGUCGGGUUACAGUUGCAUCUGUGAAGAACUUUCAACUAGUUGCAACAUUAGAUCAAAGCCAGCCAGGAGGGAAAGGUGAUGAGGAAACAGUGCUCUUGCAAUUCGGGAAGGUAGGGGAUGAUACUUUUACGAUGGAUUACAGGCAGCCAUUGUCAGCAUUUCAGGCAUUUGCCAUCUGUCUAACCAGUUUCGGCACAAAACUGGCAUGCGAAUAACUCAUUUCCUCCUGUAUGUAACUGUUGAUCACUAAUUAUGACAAGCUUGUGUUGUUGCAGAAACACUUUGUUUAUUUUGUUAGAUGAACUCCGCACUUUUGGGUUGUGUUGUUUUGCCUGAUGAAAUGUGUAUAUAUCAUACCGGGAUAAAUGCUUUGUUUGAA